Messenger RNA from Strongylocentrotus purpuratus (purple sea urchin), 1689 nucleotides. RefSeq names its product slit homolog 3 protein-like. Lineage: Eukaryota; Metazoa; Echinodermata; Echinoidea; Camarodonta; Strongylocentrotidae. Bases 1 to 1689 code for a protein of 562 amino acids. The transcript has 2 exons. Gene Ontology annotation, biological process: signal transduction. Gene Ontology annotation, molecular function: protein binding. The record is from RefSeq and is a predicted model, not a curated record.
AUGUCUUCACAGCUUUCCUAUCUCGAGUUAGCGGCAUCAAACUUGAAUUCGCUCCCCAAUGACAUCCUAAAAUGGAGUCCACGUCUAGAUUCUGCAUUACUGUUCUUCAACCAGCUCUCAUUCAUCAAUGUAAGUUAUUGUGGCAUGGCCGACACUGUAGACACAGGGAUAUCCCUGGUAGACAUGAGUGGUAAUCGACUGCAACACCUUACAGCGAGAGAUUUCACCUUUGUGUGCCACACUGAUAUUCUAGAUCUUACAGACAACCCUAUCAGAUCAGUAGACCCUGAUGUGAUCGCAUCACUACAUGUUCGCUCUUUGAUGCUAGGUCGCUGCUAUUUGAGUUACGAGGUGUUGGCAAACAUCAUCCUCGGAAUCUCAAAAUCAGACAUCGGAGAGCUUACAAUCGAGGAAGGCUCUGUUGACUCUCAGCUUCGGCUGAAGAACAUAUGGAGUUCAACUGCAAACGCGUCUGUUUUCGAUGGAUUAUUGGAUCUUAUUCAUUUGGACUUGAGUAUUAACCCUCUCCUGAGUGAGGAGAACGAUUUACCGCCAAGGAUAUUCCAGCAACUCUCUGUUUUACAAGAGCUAAAUCUAGACUACUGCGAUAUUAAAAAUCUUCAUCCUCUUGUCUUCUCGGGAUUGGAAUCACUUCAGAAGUUAAGUUUGGAGGGAAACAACAUCCAUCAUAUUCAUGAUGAUGUAUUGUCGGGGUUGGAUCAAAUACAAAAUAUCAACUUUGAAGGAAACCGUAUUGCGUACUUGGAGGAGCUAAUGUUCUCACAUAACUGGAAGCUCACAAAUCUUUCCUUGGCCGACAACAGAUUAACGCGCCUUAAUCAAAGCACUUUCAAGCCGAUCUUUUCCUCCAUUUCAUCACUUGAUCUAUCAAUGAACCCAAUUGAUUGUAACUGUGAUCUAAAGUGGCUUAUUGAUUGGUUAAAUGAACAUAUAAGCCUGAAAAACAAGGACGAAACUAUUUGUUCGUCAGCAUCUCUGAAGCCUCUUCGUGAGAAACCCCUGCUUGAGUUUGAUCCAAAUGAACUAUGUAUAAUAAACAAUGGUAUAUUCUCUCUGAUUCCCCUCGUCUCCAUUAGCUUGGUUGCCAUCAGCGUGCUGUUGUAUCACUACCGAUGGCAGUUGAGGUACAAACUGUUUCUCUUGAAACUGGCCAUACUGGGCUAUAAAGAGAUGCGAGACGUUCGUGACCACAAUGAUUACGAGUUUGACGUGAACAUAAUUUUCUACGACGAUGACGAAGAAUGGAUUCGUGAACAGCUCCGACCAGCUCUCAAAGAACGGCUUCCACAGUUUCAGAGGAACGUCUUUGGUGAUCAAGACCUUGUGUUGGGUAUGCAUUACUUAGAAUCCGUCGAUUAUGUGGUGAGCCAUAGUUACAAGACCAUCAUAGUGAUUAGCAGAGCUGCUGUGCACGACCACUGGUUCAUACUCAAGUUGCGUACGGCCAUGGACCACGUGAGUGACACUCUGACAGAAUUCGUAGUCGUGGUUUUCCUCGAAGACAUCCCAGAUGAUGAAAUGCCAUUCUUGGCGAGGUUGUACCUCAAUGAUGGCAGACCCUAUAUUCACUGGACUGAGGAAGUGAGAGGACAAGAUUGUUUCUGGGAUAAAUUGACCAAACAUCUGUCAAUUAAUCUAAGGACGAAUGACUUCAUCCCAAACGAGUAG